AUGGACAGCCUCAGUCAGCAGGAUUUUCCUCUGAAAGAUGCGCUUCAGGAGCUUCUACAGCAGGGGGAGGCGCGCGCACAACAGAUCAGUGACGCGCAGCGCGCUCUACACACACUGCAGGACUCUCUGGAGGUGAUGGAGCGGAGCCGCGAGUCCGUCUGUUCUCAGGUCCGUCUGAAGCAGAAGAUGCUGACGGCGCUGCACUGCGAUACGGAGACGCUUCAGUGCAGCAUCAUCCAGCUGCAGGCGCAGACUCAGAGCGCAGCCGUGCAGAACCUGCAGCUCAGAGCCAAAAUGGAGGAUCAGCAGGAGCAGCGGCGCUCACAGCUGCAGGAGUUCAGCUCGUACCGCAGUCGCCUGCAGGCCUUCAGGUGCGCCGUGAGCCCGCAGCAGAGCCCGGCACACAUCUGCGAGGAGCUGCAGAUGAAGAUGCUGGAGGUUCGCAGACUCGCACACACUCUGGAGGAGAUGAAGAUGCAGCAUGCAGACAGCCGAUCCGGCCAGCGCACACAGGAGGACAUCGAGUUUCUGAAGACGAGUAUUAAUGAGGCCAGACAGACGAUGAAGGACAGCAGAGCUCAUCUGGAGAAUGAGAAACACACACACACGCAGCUGAGGAGAGAGAUCGAGAUCCAGAGGCGCCGGUGUGAAGCCAUCCAGAAGCGCCUGCGCUGUCAGCUAAAGAAGACUCAGUCCAGCCAGCGGCGUCUGCGCAGUGACGUCACACACAUGCAGAAGCAGCUGGAGGAUCUGCAGCGUCUGGAGGAGCGAUAAACACACUACAGCCUCACCUUACCUCUGAUCUAAUGCACUGUUCUCAGGUAAAACAUCUGCACACGACAGCCUUACCUCUGCGCUGACUCAGAUCCAGCAUUCAGAC
Molecule: messenger RNA, 880 nt
Organism: Danio aesculapii
Lineage: Eukaryota; Metazoa; Chordata; Actinopteri; Cypriniformes; Danionidae
Product: coiled-coil domain-containing protein 122
Exons: 5
Coding region: 1-774 (257 amino acids)
Source: RefSeq, a predicted model, not a curated record